Messenger RNA from Oldenlandia corymbosa var. corymbosa, 1671 nucleotides. NCBI's taxonomy places the organism in Eukaryota, Viridiplantae, Streptophyta, Magnoliopsida, Gentianales, Rubiaceae. The record is from the annotation of a GenBank genome assembly.
AUGUCUUCAUCAGAAGCCCCCACUGUUUCUGCAACUCCCAUGGCUUCAUCAGAAACCCCCACUGUUUUUGCAACUCCAAUGACUUCAUCAGAAAUUCCUGAAGUUGAUUCUCACAAUCAAAACUAUCCUGAAAAUCCUAUUUUUGGAUCUGCAACCCACAAUGUUGCUAAUUCAGUGGAAACACAUACACCUGUUCUUGAUUCUGAAAAACAACACCAUGCUGAAAAACCACUUGCUGGAAAUCAAACACCUCCUAAUGUUGAUCAGACAUUUCCAACAGGAUCUGCACAAAGGUACAUUGCUGACAUCAAUGGCUUGGUACCAACCCAAACUAUCCAUUUCCACAUAGUUGUUCGUGUUAUGACCAUCUGGAAAAUGAUAGAGAAUAAAAACAAGACUGUCAAAUCUGUUGAGUUGGCAUUGAUUGAUGCUCAGGGAUCCAAGAUUCAAGCUACUAUACCUGCGAGGAUAAUGAAAGAUUUCCAGAAGUAUUUCCUUCAAGAGGGCUGUGCCAGGAAGAUAUCACGUUUUGAUCAUUGCCUGAAUAUAAGUGGGGGAUACCGGUGCUCAAAACACGAAUACAAAAUUGUAUUCCGACCUGAUACAAUUGUUCAAUCUGUUGGUUACCAUGACAUCCCUAAUCAUGUAUUUGAAUUUGCCCUUUUUGCAGAAAUUACCAAUUUUGUUGCAAAUUUUGACUUCUGUUUUGAUUUGUUGGGACACAUAAUUGGUUACAGUGAUCCAAUUAUUGAUAAUGGUAAGAAGAGGAUUUCGGUCGAAUUGGAAGAUGAAAGGGCCGAUAGGUUAAAGGUCACAUUAUGGGAUGAGCACGCAGACAAGGUGUAUACCAUGAUGACUAAUAAUCCUGAUUACCCUGUUGUCCUUAUUGUUCAGUAUGUCAAAUGCAAAAAAUACUACUCUAAAGUUUCAAUCACAACAAAUCUGUUCAAUGGUAGGAUUUUCCUAAAUGACAUGACCAUUCCAGAUAUAUACGAAUACAAAUUCAGGGUUGAUCAGGCAGAUAUUAGAUCUGCAAGCAUCCAUAAGAUAUCCAUGCUAUCUUCCAUUUCAGGAUACACAAAUUUUGAUGAAUUUGUGCGUGAUGCUGAGAUGUUGACACUGGCUGGAAUUGAUGAUUUGGAACAGGAAAACCUCACCGGUGGUAAACAACGGUCGGCCUUUGGCAAAGGUAGAAAAGUAGAUAAUGAAAAGCCAGUUGGACUAGCAAAGAGAUGGAUGUGCAAAAACCAUGGACCUGUUUCUGCCGUCGCUGCAAAAAUCGCUUUGCACAAAUUUCGAUUCAAGUUGCAAGUGUAUUUAGUUGAUGGUUCAGCAGCAGAAUUGAUGUCUCGAGACUAUAACAUUAGAAACAACACCGGUGAGAUAUCAGUUGCAAGGGUUACAACAGAUGCAGACGUUAUAAGGAAGUACCUUGAUGCUGUUUCAGAUGAUCAGGAAAUAGAUCCUGAGCUAAGUGCCGAAUUCUGCCAUAAUUUAACCCCAUUAUCUGAGAGCACUGCUAAGACAGCAGUUUCUUGCACUGACGAUAAUGAUAUGGGAGCUCCUGGAGAUGAAAUGGGUGACAGUCCUCCACCAAAGAAGCAUGCAUCUGCACAAUCUGGCGAAGAAAGUGUCAAGUCCCAGCCCAACAAGCGUGUCAGAAAGCUUUAA